Paramuricea clavata is the source of this 423-nucleotide messenger RNA. Lineage: Eukaryota; Metazoa; Cnidaria; Anthozoa; Malacalcyonacea; Plexauridae. The record is from the annotation of a GenBank genome assembly.
AUGAAAUUCGCAGACCUCUAUUUCCGAUGUCCGGAAAUCCUGUCCGACCUUGAUGCUAUAUUGGGACGUGGAGCCUUCAUUCACUUUGGAUUCCGUUAUGUGAAUGGAGAAACUGGAUACGAAUUGGACAAGCGACAUGCGAUGUGUACCAUGAUUCCGGUGCGCAGCAACAUAAACAACACCGCCAUAGAACUUUUUGUAUCGACGGAACUAAGAAGUAAUUGGCAUCCGAUCCUGUGUUGGUUGGAGUGUUGUGAAUACAAUGGAAGCAAGUUAAUCUUCGAUUUGGGAAAGCCGGACGCCCUAAAACGGAACGACGAUGGAGAUGAGGAUGAUGAUAUGCCACUUAUGGAAAGCGAUCAGAACGAUCGAACCUUAUGUCAUCCAUCCCGCAACCUCGACAAUUUACAUUAUCUUCACUGA